AUGGGAAACUUCUGUCAGAAGUACUGCAGCUGUUUGGAGCCCUAUGUUCCUUGCUUAUUCUCAGGGAAAGAAGAUGAGCGGGAAGAGGAUGUUGGCCAGGUUUUUGCCAACCCUGCUACUAAAGGGAAACCCUUACCUCCACUGCCUGGCCAGCAUUUGGUGAGCACUUGCAAUUUUGUGGCACUCUUCAACUAUGAUGCUCGCACAGAGGAUGAUUUGAGCUUCCAAGCCGGGGAUAAACUUGAAGUGCUGGACGCAUCCCAUGAGGGCUGGUGGUACGCUAAGCUCCUCCUGCCAGAAGGGUCAGUCUGUCCUGGCCGCAAGCUCCAGGGCUACAUCCCUGCCAACUACAUAGCUGCUGUACAGAGCAUUGAAGCUGAGCCAUGGUUUUUUGGACCAAUCAAGCGAGCAGAUGCUGAGAGGCAACUGUUGUAUCCUGGAAACCGGGCAGGAGCCUUCCUAAUCCGAGAAAGCGAAAGUCUAAAAGGCGAAUACUCACUUUCAGUGUUCGAUGGUGAAUCAGUGAAGCACUACAGGAUCAGAAGACUGGAUGGAGGAGGUUUUUUCUUAAGUAAAUUGAAAACUUUUAAAACUCUGAAUGAGUUUGUUGACCAUUACAGUAAGAACAGUGAUGGCCUCUGUGUGAUGCUUGGAAAGCCGUGUCCGAAGGUACAAAUUCCUACUACUUUUGAUUUGUCAUAUAAAACUGUUGAUCAGUGGGAGAUAGACAGAAAAUCUCUGAAAUUCUUGAAAAAGUUAGGAUCUGGUCAGUUUGGUGAGGUAUGGGAAGGACUGUGGAAUAAUACCACCCCAGUGGCAAUCAAAACAUUAAAACCAGGUUCAAUGGAUCCAAAGGACUUUCUGAGGGAGGCACAAAUAAUGAAGAACUUGCGGCAUCCAAAGCUCAUACAACUUUAUGCUGUUUGCACUUUGGAGGACCCAAUUUAUAUUGUUACGGAGCUGAUGAAAUAUGGAAGUCUUAUAGAAUACCUUCAAAAUGAUGCAGGCUCCCACAUCUCCCUGCCACAUCAAAUAGACAUGGCUGCUCAAGUGGCUUCUGGCAUGGCUUAUCUUGAAUCUCAGAACUACAUCCAUCGAGAUUUGGCAGCCAGGAAUGUUCUCGUUGGUGAACACAGUGUUUACAAAGUGGCAGAUUUUGGACUUGCAAGAGUUUUUAAGGUAGAAAAUGAAAACAUAUAUGAAGCUAGGCCUGAAACAAAACUCCCAGUGAAGUGGACAGCCCCUGAGGCAAUCCGCUAUAACAAAUUCAGUGUUAAGUCAGAUGUGUGGUCAUUUGGAAUACUUGUCUUUGAAAUAAUCACAUAUGGGAAGAUGCCAUAUGCUGGCAUGCCAGGACACCAGGUAAUCCAGAUGCUGGACAAGGGAUACAGACUCCCUCAGCCUGAGACCUGCCCGAAAGCGCUCUAUGAACUGAUGCUGAAGUGCUGGAGUACAGAGCCCAGUGAGAGACCCACUUUUGAGGCCUUGUACUGUCAGCUGGAGGACUACUUUGAUAAUGACUCCUAUAUGGACAGGCAUGCCACCAUUAAGUGAACCCCAAGGCAGGGACAGAGGACGAAGUGUAAGUGAACGGGACUGAAGGGAAACCAAUUUAACCCCAGAUGGGGAGCUGGAUGUGAAGAUAAGGAGGACUGGUACAUUUUCACACCUGUGCUGGCACAUGAAGACACAUCAUGAUUUUACUGGUGGCAAAUGUUUUGCAAGACUAAGCAUCAGGAAGCAGGAAAGGUGGGGGCUUCUAAAAUAUAAACAACCUUCUAUUUAUUUUUUAAAUAACAGCUCACAAGAAUGAAUAAAUGACAAGUCUGGUUCAAUAAAACCAUAGCAAUUUAUAAUUUCCUUAUUGGAAUAAUUACGUAUUUACCAUUUCUUAGAUUUUUGAUCCCUACUAGUUUGUCCUUGUGGAGAAAUUUGAUUACUCUGCACAGCAGGAUCUGUGCUAUGAAAGUUCUCUUACACUAAAAAAAUACAGAAAUUUCAUGACUGUGAUGAUGUUGAAAUCUAGAUUAGUUGCCUUGCUUAGACGUGAAGUACUCAUGCUUUUGCUGUAUCAGAAAAUAAAAGAGAUGUUCAUGUGAGGA
Messenger RNA from Phasianus colchicus (ring-necked pheasant), 2102 nucleotides. Lineage: Eukaryota; Metazoa; Chordata; Aves; Galliformes; Phasianidae. The record is from RefSeq and is a predicted model, not a curated record.